Messenger RNA from Auanema sp. JU1783, 819 nucleotides. NCBI's taxonomy places the organism in Eukaryota, Metazoa, Nematoda, Chromadorea, Rhabditida, Rhabditidae. The record is from the annotation of a GenBank genome assembly.
AUGGCUACAUCAACGCAAUACAAUAGCAAGUGUGCUGGUGUCAAGCGAUUGAUGAGGGAGGCCAUGGAGCUUGCUGAGCCAACGGAAAUGUUUUUCGCACAGCCAAUGGAGGAUAAUUUAUUCGAAUGGCAUUUCACUGUUAGGGGCCCACUUGGUACGAAGUUCGAUGGGGGAGUGUAUCAUGGCAAAAUCAUUUUCCCUUCCGAAUAUCCCAUGAAACCUCCAAAUCUCAUUAUUUUAACACCCAAUGGGAGGUUCGAGCUGAACAAAAAGAUUUGUCUUUCCAUUUCGGGAUAUCAUCCUGAAACUUGGCUUCCUUCUUGGUCAGUCAGAACAGCCUUACUUGCGUUGAUUGGUUUUAUGCCUUCCGAGCCAGGUGGUGCAUUAGGAAGUUUAAAUUAUCCAGAGGCAGAAAUUAAAACCUUAGCUAAAGCUAGCUUGAGAUGGUCAUGCUCAGAAUGCGGGCUUUGUAUGAAAGAUGCACUCAAGCCUCUGGUUGACGGGUCUGCCAUGAAAGAAGCAAAAGAACUCGCCGGCAAAUUGAUAUUUAAGAAUUCUACGGAUACUCCCAAAACAUCAGAAUCGUCUGAAUCAGAGAACGUUAUAGAACAAGUAGAAUCUGUGGAAGAAACACGGAGUGAGGUAGAAGCUCCUAGCCCUCCUGCACCAGUAAUCAAAGCUCCUUCUCCCCCAGUCCGAAUUAGAACCUCUUCAAACACGUCCUCUUCCUGCGAUUUUCAGUUGUUCAUAUUCAUUCCAUUGUGCGUUCUAUCAUUCGGAAUUUUUAGUGUUUUACUUGCGCGUAGAGCCUACAUGUAA